Molecule: messenger RNA, 3480 nt
Organism: Gadus morhua (Atlantic cod)
Lineage: Eukaryota; Metazoa; Chordata; Actinopteri; Gadiformes; Gadidae
Gene: pip4p1a
Product: phosphatidylinositol-4,5-bisphosphate 4-phosphatase 1a
Exons: 7
Coding region: 129-941 (270 amino acids)
Biological process (GO): phosphatidylinositol dephosphorylation
Cellular component (GO): phagocytic vesicle membrane; late endosome membrane; lysosomal membrane
Molecular function (GO): phosphatidylinositol-4,5-bisphosphate 4-phosphatase activity
Source: RefSeq, a predicted model, not a curated record
CACGUAUCAUUACCGCAGCGGCAGAUGUAGUGGUGGGGUGAUCAUGUGACGCGUGCAUUUCCGACACAACAAUACAACACCGUAUCGUUACAAUCCACGGCCCCACUCCCCACGCCUUUGCUCUCGGUAUGGCGGACGGCGAGAGGUCUCCGCUACUGUCAGACCUAGGAGAUGGCGCGCUCGGCAGCGGGAACGGCGGGGUGUCUCCCGGAGCGGCACCCUACGGUGCGCCCAACAAACCACAAAGCUUCCCGUCGUUCCCCAGUCCAUCCCAGCCCUCCGUGCUCCUAGGGGAGGACCCCCCACCCUACUCUCCGCUCACCUCGCCGGAGAGCGGCAGCGCCCCCGUCAUCAGCUGCCGCGUGUGCCAGAGCCUGAUCUCGGUGGAGGGCAAGAUCCACCAGCAUGUGGUGAAGUGCGGCGUGUGCAACGAGGCCACGCCUAUCAAGAACGCCCCGGCUGGGAAGAAGUAUGUGCGCUGCCCCUGCAACUGUCUCCUCAUCUGCAAAGUCACCUCGCAGCGGAUCGCCUGUCCCCGGCCGUACUGUAAAAGGAUAAUCAACCUAGGCCCGGUGCACCCGGGGCCGGCCAGUCCGGACCCUCAGCCCGCGGGGGCCCGAGUCUCCUGUGGACACUGCAGCAACACCUUCCUGUGGACAGAGUUCACUGACAGGACGUUGGCCCGCUGCCCACAUUGCAGGAAAGUCUCCUCUAUUGGUCAGAGGUACCCCCGGAGGCGGAGCUUGUGGUGUUUUCUUUUAUGCUUGCUGUUCUCCAUUGCGAGCGCUGGGCUGAUGGCGGGCACGUGGGUGAAGGCGCAGACCUACCCGGGUAUCUACGCGUCCUGGGUGGCGGUGCUGCUGCUGGCCCUGCUCACGCUGGGCCGGGCCUUCUACUGGGCCUGCAUGAGGGUCAGCCAGCCCCUCCAGAACUACACAUAGGGCCGCCUCUCCCCCCCCCACGCCCACCAGCCCAGCCCCGCUCCCCCCUUCCUGUCCCGCCUCCGUAGCCCCGCCCCCAAGGAGGAGGAGGAGGAGGAGCCAGCCGGGGGCGACAGAACCGGAAGGAGGACAGACAGCUUUAAAGAAAGAAAACGAAAAAAAAAAAAAACCUAUAAAGUCAUAUUUAUUUAAAUCCCGAAUCGUAGAUGAUCUCACCCUUCCUCCUAAUCAUUUUUUUUUUUUCAGUUUGUGAUUAUUAUUUUUUCAUGCAUUUCUGGAAAGACAAAAAGGCGAGGGAAAGGUGAGCGUCUGAGGGGGACCCCGGCUGCUAUGAGUGGGAGUUUACCUACGGUGAGUCUAGACCUGCGUUCAGAAUACUGUGCCAGUUGUAGGCUUUUAUUUAUUUAAACAUUUUAAACUCCUUCGGCUGGCUCUCCUCUCUGAGUCCUUCAGUCCAGGUAUAGUCCGGCGUCGAAUCGAACAGCCCGUGAGCUCUGUUAUACAGUCUUAAGAAACGACAUGGCCGACAAUUAUUACUUUGAAUUCUCCAUCACCGUUUCAAUGUUUGGACAUUUUUUCACCGGGCUAUUUGUCGGAUUGCUUUGCGUGGGACGUAAUAACCGAACUCUGAACAUCGAAAUGACUCAAGCGAAUUUGUGCCAGUAAUAAAAAAAGAACCCUGAAAGGAUUAAAAAAAAAAAAAAAAAAAAAAGCUUGGGAUAGGUGUUUACUUCUCAGUUUCAAACAAACAUCUGAGGAGAACGUUGCAGGGUGAGGGAGGGCGGGGAGGAGAAAGGCCUAUGCUAGAAGAAAUGGCAAGGUUUCCAGCUAUGCUGUGAUGUUUUCCAGUCGGAUUAGGCCCUGGGGACCCACUUUGUUCUAAAGAAGCUUUAAAGCCUAAACAAGGGGAACACGGUUGUGAGAAGGAUGUGAAGGAACGGUGUCAUGCAUUCGCAUAGAGGAAACGCAUAAACACGGGAAAACGAGGCAAACCACGAAUGCACACGAGUACGUCUUGGCACUCACCUGUACGUUUGUUAUUUGGGGGACAUGGGGGGGAAACGUAGCAUUCCCAGCCGUUAAGGGCAUCCAAAAGGUUAGGUGGGUCUGCUGGUUGUGUCUGUCCCUGCAAAUCCAAAUUAGGAGAACAAGUCGCAUGAUGCGCGGUUGGAGAUGUAACAUCGCCGACAUGCCCAGAGAAAGGGUUGGGGACUCACAGUGGUGCCUCCGCCGUGAAAUUACGUUGAAGCUUCCUGGUUGAAUAGUCCUUUCGAUGCGGAUUACAGAGUCCCCAAAUGCUAAAUUUACCGGGACGGCACCAUUUCUAGUCAAACAUAUUUUGUUGCACUGUCUGAGCAAAUGAAUGCCAAGUGAUGCCACAUGCUGGGGGGGUUCUUCAGCGAUUGUCAUGACUUGUUGCUAAGUUGAGCCCUCCCGUUGCAAUAACCUGUUUUGACCAGAGGUGGUGCUGUUCUGUUGGUAUUUGGUGCUGUGUUGGCUUGCAUUUUAGGUUGCAUUCAUUUGGACAUUUCCGUCCAAAUAUGAUAUAUUGAAUUGCCGGCCUGUCAAAACAUCCCGUAACAAUGUGCUCACCUGAUCCAACACUGUUAGCAGCUUGUCUGUCUUUCAGAAUGUGCUAGGUUUAAUUUUUUUUUUUUUUUUCCAAGGUGUUUAUUUUUGUCUUAAUUGUAAAUAUAUUUGUCGUCGAUGUGAAGUACGUGACUAAGCUAAUUGAGUUGCACUACUGUGCUUUUAACACUAUUCCUGUGACUGUUGGAAGAAAAGUUCUUAUUUAUUGUUUUAAAAGAGGGUUAUUUUUGCAACGCUUCUCUUGUUACAUAUUUAAUAAUUUGAUGACCUACUAACCUAUUAAGCCUCUGGACAACACUAUUCUAUGUCCAAAUCUGAGAGACACACACAAACACACACACAGGCACACACACGGUCUAGUCCUAGUUACAUGCAACACAGUGCUGAAUAAUGGCCCACUAACACAUUAUAAUAUACUGGCAUCCAGCACCUUACAGUGAAAACACUGCAUCUACUGAGACAAGUGGGUUGAAUGAAGGUAACGGAGGGAGCCGGACAAUACAGGCCUUGUUAUUCAUGAAAAUCACGCCCAGGCGAGACAAUUUCAACAAAUUCUCAAGGCCUUAAAUCAUAAUCGAAUAAAGAAAAAGAAAUCAGCAAAUUUGUUUUCCCUGAUGGCUUUAAUUUAACAGAUGUACCUGUUCAAUCAGCCAUGAGCCUUUAUUCUUUUCCUGAGAUGUCUUGGGCAAGAAAGAUAAUACAUUCAAUUGGGAGAGCCACUCAAAGGAGUGCGAUUUUUCAGGGAAAUCUAAGCAUUUAGUUUCUCCUGAAUAUUCCGCAACUGACUAGCUGAGGGGGGGGAAAAAAAGUAAUUGUUGUAAUAUUUCCUUCAUCUCAGCAUCGUGUUCUAAUUUUGUGACUAAAUAUUCAUGUUCACAAAUUACCCAGAACCUGGCUGAUACUCCUCAAGAUAUUGUUUACACACAAAUAAAGACAUAUUGUAUGACAA